This is a messenger RNA of Brugia malayi, 1212 nucleotides long. RefSeq lists its product as uncharacterized. The transcript is spliced from 8 exons. Gene Ontology annotation, molecular function: transmembrane transporter activity. The record is from RefSeq and is a predicted model, not a curated record. The coding region runs from base 1 to 1212 and encodes 403 amino acids. Gene Ontology annotation, biological process: transmembrane transport. NCBI's taxonomy places the organism in Eukaryota, Metazoa, Nematoda, Chromadorea, Rhabditida, Onchocercidae.
AUGAAAAGAAACCAACGAAUUUUGCUGGUACUCUGUAUUAUUUAUGGAUUAUGGAAUAUUGGUACUCAGUGGACAACAACAUUACUUUCAUUUCUGCAAUGGGAUACUAUUUACGUGAUGACAAUUGUGGACAUUGGUUAUAUCCAAUCAUUUGGAAGUUUUUGUAAUGCUAUCGGUGCCCUUAUAGUCGGGCAGAUUGCUGACUCAACUGGACCAAAAACGAUGUUUCUGUUUUCAUCGGUCAUUAUAUCGAUCUACUACUCAGCACUAGCCUUUGCCAAGUGUUGGUAUUCAUUCUUUUUUCUGCAGUUGCUAAGAAUGGGUUAUCAACUGGAUGCAACUGCUGAAAUGUAUUUAGCAACUAUUACAACGGAACGUGAAAGAACAAGUGCUCUAAUGCGACUCACUGUACCACAGGCCUUGGCAAUGUUACUGGGUCCAAUGUUUGCAUCACAACUGGCGAUUAAGACCAGCCUUCGUGCAUCACAGUUCAUUUGUGGUAUUGCCUUAACUGUAACAUUAACUCCAUUUAUCUACUAUGUUCUACCACAAACACACAAUGUACCAAAGCUUGCUACUGCCCGACUACGUCCGCAGGAUUAUCUGCCAAUGAUAAAGCAUAACGUUGCUCUUCGAGAAGGUAUUUUUUUGCGAGGACUGCUUAUAGCUGCCUAUAUUUGCUACGAAUUAAUAUCCAGGAAUUUCCUUCUGCGUUCCUUUAUGCAGGGCCCAAAUGACUCGGCUAAAGUACUUACUGUAAUGGGAGCAUCAUUACUAGUGGUACAGUUCCUCCUACUACCCUACCUGCAACGACGUUUCUAUCCGCGAACAGUACUAAUUAUUUCACUGAUUGGUCUUUCCUGUGCUUAUUCACUAAUCAAUUUCACCACAGAUUUCAAUCAGCUACUUGUUGUCAUUGCCCUUCAGACAGCAUGCUACGCUAUUGCAUAUGCCGAAAGCUAUACGCAGAUCACGAGUGCAGUAGACAUUACCGAUCUGGGAAAAGCAACAGGACUAGCGUCGGCCGCUCAAUGGAUAACACAUUUCAUAGUUCCAAUUUAUACAUCACAUGUAGUACAGUCAUGGCACUACACCUAUGCAUUCUACACCAGUGCUCUGCUCUCUGUUGGAGCUCUCUGUUAUGUUAUUCUACUCGCCAAACAUUCAAAUGCCCGUGUACGCUCCCUAUUACCAUCGAUUAGUCUAGCAUAA